This is a messenger RNA of Sapajus apella (tufted capuchin), 2339 nucleotides long. Its product is annotated as coiled-coil domain-containing protein 14-like. Gene Ontology annotation, cellular component: centriolar satellite. Lineage: Eukaryota; Metazoa; Chordata; Mammalia; Primates; Cebidae. The record is from RefSeq and is a predicted model, not a curated record. Gene Ontology annotation, biological process: protein localization to centrosome.
GAUCUAUUGCGCACGCCCAAGUCGCGGGUCCUGGAGCAGGAGAAAGGCGGUGGAGUGGCAUCCGAGACUAGGAAGCGCGGCGUUGGGCGGGAUCCUUUCCGGAAGCGGAAGCUCGGGGGGCGGGCCAAGAAGGUCCGGGAGCCCAAGGCGGUUAAUUCUUUCUACCGUCAGGCUUCACUUCCCUCGAUCUGGGCUUCUCUGAGGCUGCGAGAGAUGGUCAGGUCCGGGUCUCGACCCGGCCAGGUGUUAUCUUCAGGAAGGCACACUGGACCUGCUAAAUUAACAAAUGGGAAGAAAGGGACCCAUUUAAGAAGAAUAUCACGUUUUAAUGCAGAUUCUGGCUAUUCCAUCCAUUCUGAUUCAGAAAGUCAGGCUGAAACUCUUCAUGGGCUUGAUGGUUGUGCUUCUUUGCUGAGGAACAUUUUGAGAAAUGAAGAUUCAGGUUUAGAAACAGCAUAUUUAGAAAACAGAUCUAAUUCUAGACCUUUAGACAGCAGAAAAUAUGGAUCUAAAAAGAAAAGACAUGAAAAACAUACUGUUCCUUUCAUAGUCCGGAAAGAAACAUCAUCUUCAGAUAAUAAGAAACAGAUACCUAAUGAAGCUCCUGCUAGAAGUGAAAGAGACACAUCAGAUCUAGAACAAAAUUGGUCAUUGCAAGAUCAUUAUAGAAUGUAUUCACCCAUAAUAUACCAAGCCCUCUAUGAGCAUGUGCGGACUCAGAUGUCACUGAUGAAUGACUUGACUUCAAAGAACAUCCCUAAUGGAAUCUCUGCUGUACCAUGCCAUGCUGUGUCUCAUACUGAAUCUCAGGCAACUCCUCAUUCUAGUUACGGCUUAUGUACCUCCACCCCGGUCUGGUCACCUCAGCGGCUACCCUGCCCUCCAAAGGUUCAUUCUGUUUGAAACUCUUGUGACAGUCAGUUUGCAUCACAAGGUAAAACAGUUUCUGCGACCUGUACUGAUGUUCUACAGAAUUCAUUUAACACCAGCCCUGGAGUUCCACGUAGCCUGCCCAAAACUGACACAUCAGCUAUUCCAACCUUGCAGCAACUGCGACUUGUUAGUGGGAUUCUGCCACAACAAGGAGUUCAUAAGGAAACAGACCUACUCAAAUGUUUUCAAACAUAUAUGUCUCUUUUUCAAUCUCAUGGAAAAGAAACACAUCUGGACAGUCAGACACACCAAAGCCCUACUCGAUCACAGCCAGCUUUCUUGGCCACUAAUGAAGAAAACUGUGCCAGAGAGCAAAUUGGAGAGGCCAGAAGUGAAAGACAGGAUUUGAGCCUACGUGUGCGAGAUACAAAAACAGUCAAGGAUGUACAGAAGGCAAAAAAUGUGAACAAGAUAGCUGAAAAAGUUAGAGUUAUGAAAUAUUUGCUGGGAGAGCUCAAGGCCCUGGUAGCAGAAAAAGAGGAUUCAGAAAUUCAGAGGUUGGUUACAGAAAUGGAAGCAUGUAUAUCUAUACUUCCAGCAGUAAGCGGAAAAGAUAUUCAAGUUGAGAUAGCACUAACCAUGCAACCAUUAAGAAGUGAGACCGCUCAGUUACGAAGGCAGUUGAGAAUUUUGAACCAGCAACUCAGCGAACAAGAGAAAACUCAUAAGCCAUCUGGUGCUGCAGAUUGCAAUCUUGAAUUGUUUUCUCUUCAGUCAUUGAAUAUGUCACUGCAAAAUCAAUUGGAGGAGUCACUAAAGAGCCAGGAAUUACUGCAGAGUAAGAAUGAAGAGCUCUUAAAAGUGAUUGAAAAUCAGAGAGAUGCAAACAAAAAAUUUACUAGCAUAUUUAAAGACAAAGAUCAAACCAUACUUGAAAAUAAACAGCAAUAUGACAUUGAGAUAACAAGAAUAAAAAUUGAAUUGGAGGAAGCCCUAGUCAAUGUGAAAAACUCCCAGUUUAAGUUAGAAACUGCUGAAAAGAAAACCAGUUUGGGGAUAACAUUACGUCAGCGUGAUGCUGAGGUGACUCGACUAAGAGAAUUAACCAGAGAUUUUUCUUUUAAUUUCAGAGACAAUGGUGAGUCAAAUUCUGUUUAUACAUAAAAAUAUUAGUAAUUACUAUUAAUUUCCAGAAGUUAAGCUUUUUUAAAUGUCAGUGUUCCUUCCUUCCUUUAUUUAUCUCUGAUUUUGUCUAUAUCAACAAUAAUGUUUUUGUUAAAACUGGAAAGAAACCUCAAUAUAUGUAUUCCUUUUCUGAAAAUAAAUAAAAAUUUCAGUAUGCAGUCUGAUCAAAUUAAUUAGUGGGUCAUUAUUCAUUACAGCAUUCCUUUAAAGAUAUGUUUCUCCAACAUAUUUUUGUGUUUUAAUAACAACUCAUUAACUUCUUUUAAAAUUAAUAUCAUAAU